AUGCGUCUGUUUGUCUUUUCAACUUUUCUCUUUUUCGUAGGAGGAGCUCACGGAUUUUUUGAUUCUAUCGAGGAAGACAAUGCUCCUUCGUAUUUCAUCAACAAUUUCUACAACAACGAGAUUCCUGAUAUGAAUUCUGAAACUGUUUCCAAGCCUCGAAGACUUGUUGCAAGUGAAGGAAUGCCGAAAGCUGCUGAAGAGAUGAUGACUCGAUUCAAUCGGAACUUUUUGAACUUGUUGACUUCGGAAAACCAGAAUAAUUGGAACCAGUUGAUGGAGAUGAUUUCUCCAAGCGCCUAUAUCGAGACUUGUAUGGAACCCGCUUUUGGAUUGAGUAUUGAUCAGUUUCACAAAUGGAUGACCCAUUUGAGCAGGUUGUAUUCGAAGUUUGAACUUACGAACUCCGUGAUGGAAGAUAAUUCGAUUACAGACAUCACUACUAAACUUAUAAUUAGAACUGAAACUCGAGGAAAUGUGGUAGGAGCUGAUCUAUGGACAAUGUCAGCGUCUUUGGAUAGUGAGAAAGGAUAUUUCGUUGUGAAUACACUGAAGAUGAUGAAUGAUUGUAAAAGUAUUCCGACGUCUCCUCCCCUUGAACCAGCUAAUCCCUUUGAAACUUUUAUUUCGAGGCUGAAAACUAAACUGGUUAAUGAUAUCUUCCUGAAUGGUGGAAUUCGAUACAAAUCAUCAUACGAAUCCUUGAACACCUACUUGGAUCCGAAAUCUGAAAUCCAAGCUUGUGAUGUUGGAAAAUUGUCAUUGAAUCAAUUUGUCGAAUAUUGGUACAAAAGAUACGGGAAAGUCCAGACCUAUACGAAUCAUAAGUUUGAAGUGGUGAAGAAAGGGACCGAAUUAUGGAUCGACUUUGCAAUGACUUAUCAGGGAGAAUCUGGAACAGUCUUCCAAGAUAAAAUGUCUAAACAUGAUGAAGCUCAAGCCAAACUGGAUUUAGCUUCUAGACGAUGGGACCAACUAUUCCACCCAGAUAUUUCGUGGGAUACUCAACAAGCAUUCAAGGAACUUUUCGAUCAGAACACAUUCCAUGGAUACGCAUGCACCGCCUGCGGAGCAUGCAAGGACCUCGGAACAUUCCAAGAUUUCGGGAAUUGGCUAGGAGAGCAGGCUAAAUUCUACUCUAACUCCGUGCCAAUCGAAACGCGUGUUUACGCGGCUGAUGAGAAAAUAGGAUUUUACGCUGUGAACACACUAACUGCGAGAGCUGACAACAUCACAUCGAAUCGUCGUGUUUACUUCGAAGGAUUCUAUAAAGAUGAUCACUGGCAGCUGAAUCACUUGGGAUUCUCAUGCAACGACAAAUAA
Messenger RNA from Caenorhabditis remanei, 1320 nucleotides. RefSeq lists its product as uncharacterized. The coding region runs from base 1 to 1320 and encodes 439 amino acids. NCBI's taxonomy places the organism in Eukaryota, Metazoa, Nematoda, Chromadorea, Rhabditida, Rhabditidae. The record is from RefSeq and is a predicted model, not a curated record. The transcript has 8 exons.